AAUGGGUCUAAUGAUUCAUAUGAAAUUUGUUAUAUUCGCGCGUGAACCAACAGCUAGCUACCCUUCAUAAUCUGUACACAGCGGUGCAUCUAAACUGGCCGGGAGCCUGCUCGUGACUCCUGACGCCCGGCUCUGCAUGCAAAGCCGGUAGAUGUUCAACAUUGAGAUGCAGUAAAAAGUUUUUCCACAAACACCGUACUUUUUGGCUUAAAUUAUAUUGACAAUGGCAUUUAAGUUAUUGACACCUCACGUUAUUAGAUUUAUUAUCUAACGAUGCUUUUUGGAUUGCUUUUACUUUUAGAAUUUUUCUUUUCGAUUUAAAUUUAUAUACUGUGUGGGUAUCUUCAGCUUAAUGAUACCCACACAGUUAUAGAUUAUGGCUUAUAGUUUAGGUGACCGAUUUCCACCAGAUCCCAAGUACUUUACUCUCCUUGAUCCUGGAGCGUAUCAAAGUGAAAAAAGGGCUUUCAAACAAAAUGCCGCUCCCUUCCUCUCAAAUACUCCACGCCGCACCAAUCCCGGAAAUAAGAUAUGGACACAAGCAGUUUAUAAACAGCAUGAUUCUCAUACAAUUCCUAACUGCUCUGCCAUGCUUUCGAAACAACCAAGAUUCCCGUAUGACCCUUUUAGUGCGGAAGACCUGGAGGAGAUAUUAUGUAAAUGCGGUAUUGUAAGCUCUUGUGAAUGUGUUACUGGCAAAGAACAAGAAAAGGAAGUGAUUUGUCAAGGUAAAGUAAGGCGUCGAAUAUAUAAAGGUCCUACCCCACGAUCCAUUUUGGGAGAUGAAGGUUUAUCAGCACCAUCUAGAAACGAUCAUGGAUUUAGUAUUUUAGCGGAUGGCACUCAGAUUCGAAAAAGAACAGAAGUAAAAGACGAAAAACCCCCUUUUUAUGAUGCACGGGUUAACGAAGCUACUGCUUUUUAUAGAGGAUGCAAAUGGAGUCAACGAACUACAAAGCGAUCACAAGAUCCUCCUAUUGGUAAGCCCGGCCCUGGUCACUAUAACCUCGUAAGAGAACCUACACCAGAAGAAAUUUGUGCAGAAGAAGUCCGUGCAUUUAAAAGAAAAACAUCGAAGCAAAUGCGUUUCAUAGAAAUAAUUCAGACGAAAAAUAUUUUAGACGACCAUCCAGGACCCGCACAUUACAGGCCAAUGUCACCAAAAGGAACGGAACUUACAUCUACAAUCUCUAAGGCUAAAAGGUUCUUUUCAUCAAAAUACGAUAUUUCUCCGGGUCCACAAAAUUACUUUAUUAAAAGAGAUUUCGAAACCGAUCCAUCUACUUACCUUUGCCAUGCCAUUCUACCAGAGAAAUCUGCAUUUGGAACAAAAGCAAGGCGAUUUAAACAUCAAUAUAUUGAGGGACCUAGUCCAGCGUCUUAUGAUGUAAACUCAAAAAUAUGUAACUUUGUCCAUUGCCCAACUGCACCAUUUGGAACUUCUGCUAAACGUUUCAAAAAGGAUAUCAUGGAGGAAAUCGAAGAAUUCGAUUUGUUAGACGAUGAAACGUUACAAGAUAAAACGGAAGAAGAAAUAUGUGUGAUGCCAACAUGGGAAUUUAAAUCUAAAACUAUUCGAAUGAAACCUUUAGUUAAACGGAACGAUGAGCCUAGUCCAGCCGAUUUACCACAAAAUCUCAUUCAAGUCGAUGAUGCUCCUCGUUCGUCUGAAUUACAGCUUGUUGCCCCUUUUUUUUCAUCUGAGGGUCGUUUUCAACCAUGGUUCAAUUGGAUACCCAUUUGUAACCCAAUGGAAACACCUGGACCAGGUGAAUAUUGUACGGAUAAACCUGAAUGUACGCCUGCGGUCGUUAAAGGCCCUCUAUGUAGAGCAGAGCGUUUUCCAGUAGGUAGAUACAAAAGUCCUUCACCGAAUAAGUAUAGGAUUCACGAUGGAAUCGAAACCAUCUUAGCAACACACAAUCUAAGGUUGAAAAAGAAUGUAAACGCUAAUAAUGCUUCAUUUCGUUGGGAACAACCACAAGAACAAAAAAGUUUAAGCUACGAAGAACAAGAAGCUGAGCUAUUAUCUAAAUCUAUUUCUUUAUUAGACCCAGAAGACGACGAACCUCAAAAACCAGUUCAUAUAAUUCCACAACCGGUAGUUGCAGAAAAAGACAAACCAAAAAUGUUACGCACCUUCUUAUAUGCAAGACCUUUACCCAAGUAUAUGUAGAAAAAUCUGGCAUAUCCAUGGUGACUUAUUUUGAUAGUUGUUGUAAAAUGUUACCCGUUACAGCCUCUCGAACUCAUAUCCACGAAAUAAUCAUUAAAAUUUUAUUCACCGCCUUUUUCCUAUUGAGCUGCAGUGCUUGACAAUGUAGUAUUUUAAUGACAUCAAUGAUGUCGAGUUGAUGCUUCAAUGUAAAGUAAAACCCAA
Molecule: messenger RNA, 2380 nt
Organism: Trichoplusia ni (cabbage looper)
Lineage: Eukaryota; Metazoa; Arthropoda; Insecta; Lepidoptera; Noctuidae
Exons: 2
Coding region: 377-2176 (599 amino acids)
Source: RefSeq, a predicted model, not a curated record